Messenger RNA from Saccoglossus kowalevskii, 1134 nucleotides. RefSeq names its product developmentally-regulated GTP-binding protein 2-like. Gene Ontology annotation, molecular function: GTPase activity; GTP binding. The record is from RefSeq and is a predicted model, not a curated record. Lineage: Eukaryota; Metazoa; Hemichordata; Enteropneusta; Harrimaniidae.
CUCACACGAAAGCGUGAGUCUCAAACACUUAAAGAGAACAAAUACACGAUUGUUGUUGUUGUUGUUGUUGUUGUUUGCCAUCGGAUAGAGGAUAAAACAUGGGGAUCCUGGACAAGAUUUCCGAAAUCGAGAAGGAGAUUGCUCGAACUCAGAAAAAUAAAGCAACUGAGUAUCAUCUUGGCCUUUUGAAAGCAAAACUUGCCAGAUAUCGCCAACAGUUACUGGAACCACAGGGAAAAAGUGGACCCAAGCAUAAAGGUGCCAAUAUUCAACUCCUUGAUCUGCCUGGUAUCAUAGAAGGAGCAUCUCAAGGUAAGGGUAGAGGUCGUCAAGUCAUUGCUGUAGCUCGAACCGCUGAUUUGGUUGUUAUGAUGUUAGAUGCAGGAAAGGGAGAUGUACAAAAAGUUUUGUUAGAAAAAGAACUUGAAUCGGUUGGCCUGAGACUGAAUAAGGACAGACCCAAUAUUUACUUUAAGCAAAAAAAAGGAGGUGGCGUUUCCUUCAACUCAACGCUUACCCUAACAAAAUGUAGUGAAAAGAUGGUUCAACUAAUUCUUCAUGAAUACAAAAUAUUUAACGCUGAGGUUUUAUUUCGUGAAGACUGCACAGCAGAAGAAUUCAUUGAUGUUGUCGUUGGCAAAAGAGUUUAUUUACCAUGUAUAUAUGUUUACAACAAAGUGGAUCAGAUUUCCAUAGAAGAAGUUGACAGAAUAGCACAUCAACCACACUGCAUUGUUACUAGCUGUGAGAUGAAACUCAAUCUAGAUUAUUUUAUUGAUGUCGUGUGGGAAUAUUUGGCACUUAUACGAGUAUAUACGAAGAAACGCUCAGAAUUUCCUGACCUGGAAGGUGGUUUAAUUCUAAGAAAAGGUUGUACAGUGGAGCAUGUGUGCCAUGCAAUACACAGGACUAUGGUGAAUACAUUUAAAUAUGCAUUAGUGUAUGGAACCAGUGUUAAAUACAGUCCACAGAGAGUUGGUUUACAUCACAUCAUGCAUGAUGAAGACGUUAUUCAGAUUAUCAACAAAUAAGAUAUUACUUUGUAUUCUCUCUUUUCUCUCAGUGACCCAACUAUCAAUAUCAAAUGAAAAUUUUCAAUCCACAAAGAAGUUGUGAUUAAAUCUAUUUAUAAAU